GGAGCUGCGACGCUGGUGUUGUUUUCUCCACCACACAUUCAUAUUAACUGUCAACCCAGCCGUGACGACGUGAGCUGCUCGGGACCUUCAGCACGGGAAACCACCGUGAAUGGACUAGACUACCACACAACCGAAAACAGCAAAAGCUCACCUUUUUUUCUCUUCACUGAGGAAAGGAAAGAACAAAACAAAAAACAAACAAAAAAAACAGCUGUGUACCUUUGCCAGUGAGGAAAGCGCGUGGGGAUGCUUCGCGCGGGUCUAUUGAGAGAAACGCGCGCGCUUAAUGAUUAGUGUUUAGACAAGUAGCCAAUUAACCAGUAAUUACGUAAGUAGCGUUUAAACCGCCUGUGUGGUUCGCGUGUCUGCUAGUGGGCUAAAAUUAGAACAACACGGAGCCAGCGGAGGACACGAUAGUAUUUAUUCAGUAGGAGUUUUUCAUUUUUCAUCAACGCACCUUGGAUUUCAGUCGUUAUCACAAAGCAAGUGUGGAGCCGAGGACGACGUCAAAACAAUUCAACACAGACCGAAAUUGGAGAGAGAGAUGACCCUCGUUUUGUCCAUGAAUCCUUUCCUGGACCCAGAAGGAGACCCUCCGCUCUCCGCAUAUCAGCCCAUAUGGGAAUCAGAGCGCUGCACCAAGACUUGCCUGUCAAACUCUGCCCCACCAUGCAGCUCUGAAGAGCAAAUUACACAAGAACCUCCCUGUAGGCGAGUUCCUGAUCAUGUUUCAGUGUCAAGGAUUGCAUACUUCAAGAGAAAGUUCGUUGAUGAUGAUGAUGAGCCUUCCUUCAGUUUCAGGACAUACUGCCAGACUGUUGCACCAGUUUUGGAGGAGCGUGCCCACGUGCUGCGUCUCUCCCUGGAGAAGAUGAGAUUCAUUGACGACCCUGAGGCCUUCCUCCGACGCUCCGUUCUUGUUAACAACCUCCUUCGGCGUCUGCGAGCUGAGAUCCUGCUCCAGAGCACUGACUGGUGCUUCCCACCAAACACAGCAUUCGCCCCUGGCCCUUGCGUCCUCCCAGCCAGCACUAACCCUGCUCACCAGGCACUCCACGGAGCAGUACCCACCCGGAUCUGCUUAGCACCACAGGUCGGACCGCCUUUCCGUAAGCGCUUCCGUAUGGUCCGUGGAGGACAGGGGGAUCUUCGCCCUGACUGUGCCCAGACUUGCUGCUGCAUCUACGCAGCGGCAGCUGCUGCAGGACACUACCUCCACCUCCCGUUCUCCAUGUAUGAUGCAGCACUCUCUACCUGCCCAUCCACACCACACUCCUCCUCGUUUUUUCAGCUAGCUAGCCAUAGUAAGUUAGGGUUGACAGUGGCCGUAGAAGAGCGUGAUGAUGAGGAUGAAGAUGUUGAAGAGGAGGAUGAAAAUGAAGAAGAAGAUGAGAGGGAAGAGGAGGAGGAGGAGGAGGAGGAAGAUGAUGAAAGACAAGCAGGGCCGUCUAUUGAUGUUGUUAAAGACAAGUCAAGCCAGAAAAGUAGGACUAGGACCUUGCUGGGUCAUGCACACACAAGGAGAGAGGAGGACAGCUGCAUGACAGGUAGAGUAGAAGAGGAGGAGGAGGGAGAGCAGGAGGAAGAAGAAGAGGAGGAAGACGAGGAGGAAGAGGAGCAGGUUGUGAGACCUUGUCAGUGGGCGUCAGACAGAGAGCUCCACAAGGUUAGCUUCUGGCACCGCAGGGCUCAUAGACAAUGAUUGUGCUUUCUGAGAAAUUACUUAAAUUCUGUUUGAAUGAAAAUGUAUUGAUGACGACAACUGUCAUCAGUUGAAGAUUAUUCAGAUGAAGGUGUGAGUUAACUACACUAUUGUAAUGCCAAGUCAGCUUUAUUUUAAUGGUCUAAUAUACUCUACACAGACAAACUCAAUUCAACUCUAUUGCUAGUGUUACAUUCAGAUGAAAAAUAGAAAAUUCUUGGCCUCUCUUGGCACUGGAAACAUUUCUCAAGCAAUUAUGAAGGCUAAGGUCACAUGUGGUGGGAUCUGAAAUCCCAGAGGUGAAGUGAAGCUUGCUAUUGCACUGUCUCCAAGACCAUUUUGAAGCCCCACAGCACAAAACUGAAAGUCUCAAAUGGGGCUUUAUAUUGGUGCAACGGUCUCAUUUCAGGACCCUAAACAAGCCUAUGAAAUAAAGGGAUGUGGAUUUGCGAGUGGAUGCUUCUGUGUGUUUAUGUGUGCGUGUGUUUGCAAGAUGAUGUAGCAUUUUAAAACUUGAUUUUAGGCUGUUCUUUUUAUCAUUAAACAUGGGUUACACAUUAUUAUGUGUGCCUGUUGAUUUUGAUGCUGUCUCAGGCAAUGGCGAGUGACUGUGCUGCAGCGGCGGCACAUUAUGUGUUCUUCACAUUAUUUUAAGAGACAACAAUCAUAAACAUUGGAAAUGUUAAAUCGCAAUUUCAAGUGCCUUAGUGUUUUUAUAGAUACAUGUAUAUUGUGUGUUAAUGUAAUUGUUCUUGUUACUAAGUAGCUAUCUUUCAUUCCAAAUGACUGCGUUUGACUAAAACAGGGCAUGUAGUUAAAUGCAGGGAUUCAUUCAAAUGUUAAAAGGUUAAAGUAAUUUUAAAUCAAACUAAAUUUCCACACCCGAAAAGUGUUCUGUUUGUUUUUUAGAUCAAAAUGCAUGUUUUCUAGCACUACCUGUCUUGACAAUGCUCAAAUGUAAAGCCAACCUUAAAGGACAGUUGCAAAAGCCUUGAAAAGCAAAGUCAAAACAUCAUUUAUAUUUGUUUGAUUCCAGCAGAAAAGGCUUGUUAUGGUUCGGUAGGUCUGUCCAUCGAUGUUUAUUUGCAAGAAAUUAUUUGAAUCUAACAGCAUGAAACAGGAUCUCAUACUAUGAAUUAAAGAUUAAAUGUCAGCAUUAUAAUUAGAUACUGUAAAUACAUAUACACCAAUGUGUGUUUUGCUGUUAUCCGCCCAAUCAUAUUUUAUCAAAUCAAACAAGCAAAUGUUUCAUCAUCAAGCAAGAAACUCUUUUCUUUUAUUUGAAUCAAGAACUUUCAAUAUUAGCUGGAGCCUAAUGGCUCUGGCCAAAAAUGAAUCUGUGCAGACCCCAGUGUUUCCCAUACAUUGAUUUAUUUAAGGUGACCCACCACAAUAUCUCUUUUAUGGGUAAGAGUAUUGGUAACAUCUUAUUAAACUGAAGAGCUGCGCGCACCGCAUCACUUCGCUCAGCCCCUCCUUGCCACGCUCUCACUCUCUAUCUCACAAACACAUCUGUCAUAGUCUGGCCAUCGAGAGUGCCGGGAGGAGCACCGCUGCAUCGGUGGGCCAUGAAAAAAUUCAUAAAGUUCUUACCAUUUCUCUGCGUGUGUCUUUACCGGCCCUCUUUGUGUGUCUGUCAUACAGGAAUCUUUGGGAAACACUGGACCCCGUUAGCUUCGUAUCACACCCCGAGCCGGGUUGCACAGGUAGCAGCUUGUCUCAGAAAAAGUCAAAAUUAGCCUCAUUCAGCAACUUUCUAUUAUCAUGAUCAACAACAUACUUAAAGGAAUAUUUCAACAUUUUGGGAAAUAGGCUUAUUUUCUCUCUUGCCGAGAGUUAAGUCAGAAUAUGGUUAUCCCUUUCAUGUCUGUACAGUAAAUAUGAAGCUGGAGCCAGGAGAUGAUUAGCUUAGAGGAAGAAAUAGCUAGCCUGGCUCUGUCCUGAGGUAAUAAAAUUUGCCUACCAGCACCUCUAAUCAUCUCUCCUAACUCACCCCAAGAAAGCAAAUAAAAAUAUUUCCCAAAAUGUUGAACUAUUCCUUUAACUAUCACAGUAUGCCCUGCCUUUGUAGAGUCACACCUGUGUGCGUUGCCCCAAGUUCCUGUCAUUUUAAGCGUCUAGAAUAAUGCUUGGUAGAGUGAAAUCACAUUGGUUGUAGAAAAUGAUCAGCCUGUCUGGGUAUAAAUUGAUGAGUAUAUACUGUAUGUCAUUUUAAAAUAAAAUAAAUAAUAAGAUGUACGACACCUUAGAGGAGCUGAUGGACAGAUACGUUUUCUAUGUGAUUAAAAGAAUCAAGGACAGAUAGAAUACCAAACCAGUUCUACUCUACUCAUGUGAGCCCUUCUGUCAUGAUGGCAUGAUCAGUGGUUUCUUAUUUGUUGGUGUGUCUCUUGUUUGGCACUUCUGAAAAUUAGGGUCCUCACACUGAUGACAAACCCAAACCAAAGUUGUUUUAAAAAAAAAAAAAUGGAAAUAAAUUUUUGUCAGUAGUGAUUAUUAUUAUUUUUUUUUUUUGUGAUGUACUUAAGUCAUUGGAUGAUCUCAGUUGGUUUGCGAGGUGGAAUUAUUCCUGCCUUUUCCUAUCUUUUUUUUGACGUACAAAACUGACAGUUUGCAUCCCCGAUGGCAUUAGUGUCAUAUCUUCAACAAGACGAGUACCAGCCUAUUUAAUUUUAAUUCUCAAAACCCUGUGAUUAUCGGUGGUAUUUUUCAAAAAUGAAAGAAUUUGACAAAGCAAUAUUUGUUUCUGAGACAAGAACAUGUAAAACUACAUUGUCUGUUAUUAAAAACAACAAAAGAGCAAGUCUGCUCUGAUAAUUUUAUGUGAUGUUCUGUGACAAGUGUAAAGAUCAGUAAAAGAAAUGUUGAAAAAA
Molecule: messenger RNA, 4575 nt
Organism: Seriola aureovittata
Lineage: Eukaryota; Metazoa; Chordata; Actinopteri; Carangiformes; Carangidae
Gene: sertad4
Product: SERTA domain containing 4
Exons: 4
Coding region: 545-1702 (385 amino acids)
Cellular component (GO): nucleus
Source: RefSeq, a predicted model, not a curated record